Molecule: messenger RNA, 1841 nt
Organism: Penaeus monodon (black tiger shrimp)
Lineage: Eukaryota; Metazoa; Arthropoda; Malacostraca; Decapoda; Penaeidae
Gene: Arl6IP1
Product: ADP-ribosylation factor-like protein 6-interacting protein 1
Exons: 6
Coding region: 338-976 (212 amino acids)
Source: RefSeq, a predicted model, not a curated record
CUGCCCCCCGUCACGUCGCAAAGUAACUUUAAAUUUACCCCGCCCUCAGUGCGCACACUCCGCCAGGGACAGAGGACAGCCUGCCACCAUUGCCAACAUCCUGGAAGGGGAGGAGGAGAGCUCGGCGCAUUUCACUCUCUCUUCCACACUCUCUCCCUCCUGUGAGGAUGCAGUGACUCCCUCUCGGCUGCGUGGAUCGGGAGUGCCCUUUGCGUGCGGAGGUCCUGGACGGCGAUACAAGGGCGUGACAGGGAUUCCGUCGAGGAUUGCUUGAAGGGUUUUAAAGGAACAAACUAAAGGGGUUGGCAGUUGGUCACACAGUAAACAAACCCGACCAAUGGACAUGACACAAGAUCAGGAUCGGCGGGUGAAGACCCUGCGGCGAGAGUUAGAAGGAUGGCGCGAGGUGUUGUACGUAGGCCAUUCCAUUCUCGUGUGGGAGAAGCAGUAUUACCCAUUCAUUUCCAUCUCGGCAGUUACAGCUCUCUUUCUGAUGAUAUGGUAUCUGGAACCCUCAAUGUUGACACUACUCUCCGUUCUGGGGAUCACAGUAACAUUGUGUGACUAUCUGGUACCUCAGAUUGUCCCAUGGAUCGUGGGAGCACAUUAUUGGACUGGAACACAUGAACGACGCUAUGAGCAGAUCAUCACUUCAGUCGCCUCACUGUGUGGAUUGGCCUCAUAUGUGUCCAAUACUUUAGCCUCCAUGAAGGAGUCAAAGCCCAGAACAUAUUUCGUGAUGGUGACAGGAAGUCUCAUAGUUAGUGCAUGGAUCGGCAGCACUAUAAACAACCUGCUUCUUACUUAUCUCAUCAUGCUAGUCUUAGUGUUACUACCAGGAAUGAAGCAUCAUGGGAUCUUGCAAAAAUAUUUCUCAACGGGACUUCAAGCUAUUGCCAAUCUCAUGAAGAGUUCUGUUGCCGCCAUACACGGAGGAAAGAAAUCUGAUGGGGAUGCCAACAAGAAAAAGGACUAAGACUCCUAGGAACCAGUCAAGUUUUCACCACUGUAUUUUUUGUUUUCCUUCUCUUCUUUUCCAAAGUAUUAUUCAGGUAUUACUCAUGCUCUGUUGGUGAUACUGAGAAAAUUCCCGGGUAUGUUUGUGUUGCAGCUAUCAAUUGGAAAAGAAUGCUCUCUAGCUGCAGGUUUUUAUUGGUGUAUCUAGCAUAUGCCCCACUACUUAAAAAGAGUGUAUAGUACACUUCCAUAUGUUUAAUGACACCUAGGUUAUUUUAUGAAGGUAAUAGUUGAUGCUGCUUAUUUUUAUUAUUUCAUUAUGUAGAAAAGAAGGAAAAAUCCACUCAAGGACGAUACACAUAUUAUAUUAGGAAAUGAAUAGGAAGGUACAGAACUAUUUUUGAUACCUUGAUUUUUAGUCAUUUAAAGAGAGAGUAAAGUAUUUUGGCUAUUUUAGGCAUGGAUUGUUAGGUAGACCAAAGGUUGGCAAAGUUUCUUGCCUAUAGACUAUUUCACCCCCCCCCCCCCCAUCAUACUUAGACUCCCACACAGCAGGCAGUCAAAUUAUCAUUAGAAUAAAAUUGGUAAUGAUGGAAGUAAGCAAUGCAUUUUAUGUUUGCAUUAUGCACUAUUAUAUCAUUAACAGUUUUCACUUCUGUUAAUACAACUAUUGAAAUUGUUUAUCUGAAUGUUUCCACAGUAAAGUUAUAAACUAACUGAAUAGAUUAGUAAUUAUGUAAAAUGCCAUGACAUAAACAUGAGUAUAUGAAAUUUUGUAAUCUUACUGUCAAUAUAUACAUACUUUAGGUAAAUGCACCAUUACAGUUAGGACAGGUAUAGACUCCAUAUAAACCCUCACAGUCAUUGACACCAUUGCCAACCUU